CCCUACCCUGGACAGAAUCCUCGGGCAGGGUCCGGACUCGCCGUCACUGUUCUGGCUCCCCAGCUGGGAGUCGCGAGCACGCUCCAGCUGCGAGCCGCGGCGGAUGCCCCACACCUGCCGGAGUCUUUUCUGUCUCCAGCUGGGAGGUCGAGACUCCCCCAAUCCCGGAAGGCUCUGCACACCUGCUGUGACCGUGCCCCGUCUUCCCGCAGCUGCGGGGCUGAGCGCUCCCAUGCCGAGAGGCCUGCAACUAGGGCAGUGGGCCUGAUCACCCCUCAUGCAGAAAGUCCAGGGUGCAGCCAUACCUCCAUGGACCCCAGGGGCAUCUUGAAGGCAUUUCCUAAGCGGAAGAAAAUUCAUGCAGAUCCAUCAUCAAAAGCACUUGUAAAGAUUCCCAAGAAAGAAGAUGGUGAAGGAGCAAGAGAGUGGCUGAGCUCCGUAUGGGCCCACGUUGUGCCCACAGGCAUUGGGCGAGCCCGGGCAGAGCUCUUUGAGAAGCAGAUUGUCCAACACGGCGGCCAGAUACUCCCUGCCCAGGCCCCAGGGGUCACUCACAUUGUGGUGGAUGAUGGCAUGGACUGUGAGCGAGCCCUCCGCCUCCUCAGACUGCCCUGGCUGCCCCCAGGUGCUCAGCUGGUAAAGUCAGCCUGGCUGAGCUUGUGCCUGCAGGAGAAAAGAUUGGUGGACGCAGCAGAAUUCAGGAUCUUCAUCCCGGACAGGUACCUGGCCCAACCGCAGCUCAGUAACUCAGACCAGGACUCUGCUGCUCCUCCUGGAGCCUGUGAGGCUCCGCUCAGGACAGCCUCCUCUCCUCCCCCUGCUCCCACUAGACCUGUAUCUCCUCCCCAGAGAGCAGAAGAGGCUCCAAGCACCCAAGCCCAGCCCAGCUCUGACGAUGGGAGCAGUGAUGGGGAAGAGCCCCGGGUCAGCGCAGAUGAUUUGGAAGCCCUGAUCAGUGGCCGAUACCCCAUCCCCCCUGAGGGAGACGGGAAGCCCAUCCCAGCCCCUGAGGGCCUGGGUAGGUGGGUCUGCGCACAGCCUUCAAGCCAGAAGGCGACCAACCACAACGCCCACAUCACAGAAAAGCUAGAAGUGCUGGCCAAAGCCUACAGCGUGCAGGGGGACAAGUGGAGGGCCCUGGGCUACGCCAAGGCCAUCAAUGCCCUCAAGAGCUUCCACAAGCCUGUUGCCUCCUACCAGGAGGCCUGCAGUAUCCCCGGCAUCGGGAAGCGGAUGGCAGAGAAGAUCACAGAGAUCCUAGAGAGUGGACACCUGCGGAAGUUGGACCACAUCAGCGAUAGCGUGCCUGUCUUGGAACUCUUCUCGAACAUCUGGGGAGCCGGAACCAAGACUGCCCACAUGUGGUACCAUCAGGGUUUCCGGACCCUAGAAGACAUCCGCAGCAAGGCCUCACUGACCGCCCAGCAGGCCAUCGGUCUGAAGCAUUACGAUGACUUUCUGGAGCGCAUUCCCAGGGAGGAGGCCACCGAGAUUGAGCAGACAGUCCGGGCGUCGGCCCAGGCCCUCAACCCUGGGCUGCUCUGUGUGGCUUGUGGCUCCUAUCGACGGGGGAAGGCGACCUGCGGCGACGUCGACGUGCUGCUCACUCACCCCGAUGGCCGGUCUCACAGGGGGAUCUUCAGUCGCCUCCUUGACAGCCUCCGGCAGCGAGGGUUCCUGACGGACGACUUGGUGAGCCAGGAGGAGCACGGCCAGCAGCAGAAGUACCUGGGCGUGUGCCGGCUCCCAGGGCCCGGGCGCCGCCACCGGCGCCUGGACAUCAUCGUUGUGCCCUACGGCGAGUUUGCCUGCGCGCUGCUCUACUUCACCGGCUCUGCCCACUUCAACCGCUCCAUGCGGGCUCUGGCCAAGACCAAGGGCAUGAGCCUGUCGGAGCACGCCCUCAGCGCAGCUGUGGUGCGGGACACCCGCGGUCUCAAGGUGGGGUCUGGCCGUGUGCUUCCCACCCCCACCGAGAAGGAUGUCUUCAGGCUCCUAGGCCUCCCCUACCGCGAGCCAGCCGAGCGGGACUGGUGACCCAGGGCUGGGGCGGAGGGCACGCCCAGCCGGACCCGCUGCCCACCGGCUAUCCAGUGUGUCCUUCUAGCCUCUGCUGGCUGGACCUCGCCACUUCAACCGCCAGCUCCCUGGGCCUGAGGGAGAGGGCCAGCCUGGCUCGCAGGGUCUGCCCACCCUCCCCCGACAGGAGCAGGCUGCUUUCCCCUCUGCUCCACGACUGCCCUGGCAGAGCCCGGUGCAGGCCCCCGUGCUCCGUUCCAAGCAGGAACAGGUGGCUGGUUUGAAGCCAGCUUCCUGUGCUGAAGGCCCGGGCAUCCCCCCUGCUGGCGCUGAGGGGGGUCUAGCUGUUGGAGGCGGGAUGGGGGCCGCAGGGGGAGAGGCAAGCAGCUGUGGCCCAGCACUACCCGUGACCCUUCGGAGCAGGAGAAGGAGCCUCUCUGAGUGCUCCCUCCGCCCACCCCACUUCCUGUGCAGCUGGAGGUGUGGGAGGGGUGCCCCAGGCUCCGUGAGGACAGCGUGUGGAGGCCCAGGGGCCCAGUAAAGUGCACUUGACAUUCAA
Messenger RNA from Phyllostomus hastatus (greater spear-nosed bat), 2578 nucleotides. It is a transcript of the gene POLL, whose product is annotated as DNA polymerase lambda. The record is from RefSeq and is a predicted model, not a curated record. Gene Ontology annotation, molecular function: DNA-directed DNA polymerase activity; DNA binding. Bases 310 to 2037 code for a protein of 575 amino acids. Gene Ontology annotation, biological process: double-strand break repair via nonhomologous end joining. The transcript is spliced from 9 exons. NCBI's taxonomy places the organism in Eukaryota, Metazoa, Chordata, Mammalia, Chiroptera, Phyllostomidae. Gene Ontology annotation, cellular component: nucleus.